GAGACAUCAACGCGCCUUCUGUGGAGCACCAGCUUCUUCCGCCACAAGUUCUUCUCCCUCUUCAUUUUCUCCUGCUAAGUCAAUCGACAGAUCCCCUUCGAUCUAUCCAACUAGGUUGGGAUCCAAGGGAGGGAGAAAUCAGACGCGUAGUAUUUUUUUUUUCUAGUCGUAUUUGUUCAAUUCAGAUCCGAUCUGUUGAUCAUUUAGGAUCUAAGAAGAGAGGAUGGAUUCUAGUCCCCAUCUGAUAUUUGAUUCCUCUUUGUCAUCCACUCGCGCACGGCUACUCAUGUUGGGCGAUGGGAACUCUAUCUUUCGAGGGUUGAGGUCGGCGGAGGAGCAUGGCGCCACCAAGAGGCUAUUCUUCACAUCACCGGAUGAGAUUUACGAGGAGGAAUACUACGAGGAGCAGCUGCCGGAGAAGAAGCGCCGCCUAACGCCAGAUCAGGUAAAUUUAUUGGAACGUAGCUUUGAGGAGGAGAACAUGUUGGAGCCGGAGCGAAAGAGAGAACUGGCUCGAAAUCUAGGCAUGCAACCGAGGCAAGUUGUAGUGUGGUUCCGGAACCAGCGUCCAAGGUGGAAGAACAAGCAACUUGAGCAGGAUUUUGAUCGGCUCAAGUCCUCAUAUGAGUCACUCCUUGCUGAUCAUGUUGCCCUCUUCAAGGACAACGAGGGAUUGCGGUUGGAGAAGUUGUCUUUGGAUCCUCAGCUGAAGUCCAAAGAUGCUGUUGAAGCCACCAAGCAGGUUUCUGUUGCCCAUACUGGAUCGAGUAAUGCUAAAUCGUCAAGCAUGUGGACUCCUUCAGAGGGUUCGUCGGCACCUGUUCUGUCUGAAUUUACCGAUGGUGGAAAUUAUUAUAUGCCCGCUUGUUAUGCAUCCCCAGCCAAUUUCUUUGGAGGUGGUGAAUUGUAA
Molecule: messenger RNA, 910 nt
Organism: Zingiber officinale
Lineage: Eukaryota; Viridiplantae; Streptophyta; Magnoliopsida; Zingiberales; Zingiberaceae
Product: homeobox-leucine zipper protein HOX16-like
Exons: 5
Coding region: 224-910 (228 amino acids)
Biological process (GO): positive regulation of DNA-templated transcription
Cellular component (GO): nucleus
Molecular function (GO): sequence-specific DNA binding; DNA-binding transcription factor activity
Source: RefSeq, a predicted model, not a curated record